AUGGAUCCUAAGUCUGGCUCGGCCGCUUCGUACUUGACUUGUAAUAUUGAAUAUGCUGAGUACUGGAGAAAUCAAUAUCAGGAAGUUGUACAACAGCUGGAUCGACUGAAGGUCGUGGAUAGCAAGGCCUACAACUCAUACCAGUAUGGCUUGGGAGUUCAACAUAGUUCUGUAUCUGAGGAACUGCGCGCCCUCAUGAGCUUCGUUCGAGAGGAAGCAGAGCGGCGCCAAGCAGCAGACGUAGAACUGCACCGCCUACUGACAUGCAAGGGAGAUACAAUACCUGGAGAGUGUUAUGCACAACUUGAGAAGGAUAAGAACGAACUCCAAAUGCGUUUAAAGAAAAGCCAAGAUGAGCUUACUGUCCUGGUGGCGAAGAUGAACACUUUUGCUGUCCAAGCGACUGUAUUGGCGGCGGAAGCGCACAAAUGGCGGAGAGACAAAAUAUUAGAAUUAUUCAAGACUGAUUCGUUCGUUGCGAAUGACUUCGAUUCACCUCUAUUAAUUUCUAAGAACCCGCGUCUCAUUUACGACGUCCUCCCAGACGUAAGUUACUGGUUCUAUCCUCCUUGGACAUUUGCGCCCGAUGUAGCGUUUGAGCUUGUGGUAGAGGGCGAUCCGCAUGAGUGGAAGUACCUAGGCACGUACGUGACCGCACCGCUAGUCGGAUACGAGAUGAAGCUGUCCGAAUGGAUGAUACUUGAUGACGAGGUGCGGCGAGAUACAGACUACCAUAGGUUCGAAGAUACUAACCCCAUACAGACGAAAGACCAGCAUUGCCUCCGCGUCAAGGCUCAAAUCCUUGAACAAGCGCAGCUGCCUACUACUUGCACGGGACUCGACGUCCGACGACAUUACGACAUCGGUGAAUGGAGUGUUCCUUGCUACAGCCUCUGUUGCAUGGGGUUUAGCAUGAAGCUGCACGAUGCAUUGCAAUAUGCGUCAAAGGCCGUACAUUCCACAAUACCACUCACGCACACACCAACUAUUUUGGCGUCGAAACCCAUCGCAAAUCUUUCGCCGCGAAAUCUUGUCUUCAUCCCAGUUUGA
Postia placenta MAD-698-R-SB12 is the source of this 1050-nucleotide messenger RNA. RefSeq lists its product as hypothetical. The transcript is spliced from 5 exons. The record is from RefSeq and is a predicted model, not a curated record. The coding region runs from base 1 to 1050 and encodes 349 amino acids. Lineage: Eukaryota; Fungi; Basidiomycota; Agaricomycetes; Polyporales; Adustoporiaceae.